Molecule: messenger RNA, 2088 nt
Organism: Australozyma saopauloensis
Lineage: Eukaryota; Fungi; Ascomycota; Pichiomycetes; Serinales; Metschnikowiaceae
Gene: GSY1
Product: glycogen (starch) synthase
Exons: 1
Coding region: 1-2088 (695 amino acids)
Biological process (GO): glycogen biosynthetic process
Cellular component (GO): cytoplasm
Molecular function (GO): alpha-1,4-glucan glucosyltransferase (UDP-glucose donor) activity
Source: RefSeq, a predicted model, not a curated record
AUGACCAGAGACAUCCAAAACCACCUUCUCUUCGAGGUCGCUACUGAAGUCGCCCACAAAGUCGGAGGUAUCUACUCUGUCCUCAAGUCCAAGGCUCCAAUUACCGUCGCUGAGUACAGAGAACGUUACACCCUUCUCGGUCCUCUCCACUAUGAGAGUGCCCAAAUCGAGGUCGAGGAGAUCCCAUUGAGUGACCCGAUGGUUGAGAAGGCUUUGGCCUCCAUGAGCGAGCGUGGUGUUCGUUGGUUGUACGGUCGUUGGUUGAUCGAGGGUGCUCCUCGUGUUUUAUUGUUUGACAUCCACUCUGCUGACCACAUGCUUAACGAGUGGAAAUCGGACUUGUGGAACAUUGCCGGAAUCCCUACCCCUGACCACGACAGCGAGACUAACGAAGCCAUUCUCUUGGGUUACCUUGUAGCCUGGUUUUUGGGCGAAUUGGUUUACCAUGACAGAGAAAGAGCCGUCAUUUGUCACUGUCACGAAUGGUUGGCUGGUGUCGCCUUGCCUCUUUGCAGAAAGCGUAAGAUCGAUGUCACCACCAUUUUCACCACCCAUGCCACUUUGCUUGGUCGUUACUUGUGUGCCGGUUCUACUGAUUUCUAUAAUAACUUAAAAAAUUUCGAUGUGGACGCUGAAGCAGGUAAAAGAGGUAUUUACCAUCGUUAUUGUAUCGAGCGGUCUGCAACCCAUACUGCUGAUGUUUUCACGACCGUCUCUCAUAUCACCGCAUACGAAUCUGAGCAUUUGUUGAAGCGUAAGCCUGACGGUGUCUUGCCAAACGGUUUGAACGUUGUCAAAUUCUCCGCUGUUCACGAAUUCCAAAAUUUGCAUGCCAUGAAAAAGGAGAAGAUCAACGAGUUCGUUAAAGGUCACUUCUACGGUAACUACGAUUUCGACUUGGAGAAUACCUUGUAUUUCUUCAUAGCUGGUAGAUACGAGUUCCGUAAUAAGGGUGCUGAUUUCUUCAUUGAGUCUUUGGCCCGUUUGAACCAUCGUUUGAAGGAGGCUGGUUCCAAGAUGACUGUUGUGGCAUUCAUCAUUAUGCCUGGUAAGAUCAACUCUUACACUGUCGAGACUCUUAAGGGUCAAGCCGUUGUCAAGCAAUUGGAGGGCACUAUUUCCGAGGUUCAAAAAAAGAUUGGUGAACGUUUGUUCGAGCACUGUGCUCGUUUCCCUAAUACUCACAAUGUUGCACAUGCUGGUGGUGACGAAGUCCCAUCUAUUGAUGAGUUGAUCAAGCCAGCUGACCGUGUGUUGUUGAAGAGAAGAAUUUUCGCAUUGAAGAGAGAUGGUUUGCCACCAAUUGUCACCCACAACAUGACUGAGGACGCAACUGAUCCAGUUUUGAACCAGAUCCGUCGUGUGCAGUUGUUCAACCGUCCAGAGGACCGUGUGAAGAUUAUCUUCCACCCAGAGUUCUUGAACGCCAACAACCCAAUCUUGUCAUUGGAUUACGAGGAAUUCGUUCGUGGUUGUCACUUGGGUGUCUUCCCAUCUUACUACGAGCCAUGGGGUUACACUCCAGCUGAGUGUACCGUCAUGGGUGUCCCAUCUAUCACUACUAACUUGUCCGGUUUCGGUUGUUACAUGGAAGACUUGAUUGAGAACACGAGUGACUACGGUAUCUACAUUGUUGACCGUAGAGAGAAGUCCGUCGACGAGUCCAUUAACCAAUUGGUUGACUACAUGUUUGACUUCACUCAAAAAACUCGUAGACAAAGAAUCAACCAAAGAAACAGAACUGAGAGACUUUCAGACUUGUUGGACUGGAAGCGUAUGGGAUUGGAAUACAUCAAGGCUCGUCAAUUGUCUUUGAAGAGAGCCUACCCAGACAAAUUCAAGAACGGUGCUAAUCCAUUUAACAACUCUCUGAACUUGAAGUUGACGAGGCCGCUUUCUGUUCCAGGCUCCCCUCGUGACAAGAUCGGUUUGAUGACUCCAGGUGACUUGGGCUCUUUGCAAGACGCUGCACAAGGUUUGGAGUCAGACGACUAUGCCGGCUUCAAAUUGGGCGAUAACGAUGAAGAUGAUGAAGACAACCACUAUCCAUUGACCUUGAGAGGUGCCUCCGCCCCACCUCAGGAUUAA